Molecule: messenger RNA, 2244 nt
Organism: Phacochoerus africanus (Common warthog)
Lineage: Eukaryota; Metazoa; Chordata; Mammalia; Artiodactyla; Suidae
Gene: FASTKD4
Product: transforming growth factor beta regulator 4
Exons: 11
Coding region: 185-2095 (636 amino acids)
Biological process (GO): mitochondrial RNA processing; regulation of mitochondrial mRNA stability
Cellular component (GO): mitochondrial matrix; ribonucleoprotein granule
Molecular function (GO): RNA binding
Source: RefSeq, a predicted model, not a curated record
CAGCUGCCAUGAUCAGCUCCUAUAAAAAUAAAAUGUCUCAGAACUGGGUCGAAGAUCUCACACGCUCUCUGCUUUGGCACCGGAGAGGCCCAGGUUAACCUUUUGUCGUACCCGGGCGGUGCCUUACGAGGGCUUUGGACUCCCUUGCUAGCAGUCUUCCCUUCCCACCUCCGGGCUACCAGUCAUGGCAUCUCGCCUGGUGAGGCGAUGCACGUGCCUCCUGAGAGAGGCCGCCCGUCUGGCCCCUGCCAUGCCUCCGGUUGGCCAGCCAAGACUCACCCGGGGAGCCCCCAGGACUCUGACCUCCUCGGCUACCUCACCCAGCUCCCCGCCCAGCUCCCACCUCCCUGGUUCCUUGUCAGAGCUUGUGGAGAGGGGACAAGUGUUUACUCCCUACCCGGAGCGCCAGGAGGUGGACCAGCUCAUUGAGAAGGCCACCCAGCCAGAGGAGAUCCUGGCGCUACUUGGUGGCGGCCACUGUCUGCACCAGAACCACGCGGCCCUCAUGGUCAUCCAGCUCUCCCGCCUGCUGUCUGAGAAGCCGAAAGACAAAGCCUUACUCAUCAAGGAUGCCCGCUUUCAGCACCUUCUCCAUCUUGUUAACAGCCAGAUAAAUGCAGUCUGGCAUGGGACCCUCAUGAAGCUGCUCCGGAGUCUCUACGCGCUGGGGCUCCCGGCGACCUCCAAGGAGCUGCAGUCGGUGGAGCAGGAGGUCCGCUGGCGCAUGCGCAGGCUCAGGUACAAGCACCUGGCCUUCCUGGCCGAGUCCAGCGCCACCUACAUGCAGGAGCAGGGCUCCCAGGAGCUGCUGGCUGAGCUGCUUGUGCACCUGGAGCGGCGCUGGACGGAAAUCGAUGACGGGCGCACAGUGGUGGCCAUGAUGGUGAAGAUAGGGCACCUCUCCAAGUCGCUGAUGAACCGCCUGGAGGACAAGUGCCUGGAGCUGGUGGAGCAGUUUGGCCCUGAGGAGCUGCGGAAGGUACUGGUGAUGUUAGCAGCUCAGAACCGGCGCUCGGUGCCCUUGCUGCGGGCUGUCUCUUACCACCUGGUCCAGAAGCCCUUCACCCUGACGAAAAGCAUCCUCCUGGACCUGGCCUAUGCCUAUGGCAAACUCGGCUUCCACCAGACCCAGGUGUUCCAGCGCCUGGCUGCUGACCUGCUGCCCCACACGCCUAGCCUGACUUCCAGCGAGGUGGCCCGCUGCACCAAGUCCUUUGCCUUCCUUAAGUGGCUCAACCUGCCCCUGUUUGAGGCCUUUGCCCAGCAUGUCCUGGACAGAGCCCAGAGCAUCGCUCUGCCACACCUGUGCAACAUGCUCCUGGCUUUCGCCCGUGUGAACUUCCGGCCAGAACGGGAGGACCAGUUCUUCAGCCUGGUGCAUGAGAAGCUGGGGUCGCAGCUGGCAGGCCUGGAGCCAGCCCUGCAGGUGGACGUGGUGUGGUCCCUGUGUGUGCUGCAGCAGGCCAGGGAGGCCGAGCUGCAGGCUGUGCUCCGCCCUGAACUUCACGGCCAGUUUCUAGGUGACAAGUCCCCAAAGGAUCAAAGCACCUUCCAGAAGCUGCUCCAUAUCAACGCCACUGCCCAGCUGGAGCACCCCGAGUACACAGGCCCCCACUUGCCAUCCUCAGCCUUGGUCCCCAGGCCCUCCGCCCUUGACAAGAAGGUGACCCCCUUGCAGAAGGAGCUGCAGGAGACACUGAAGGGACUGCUGGGGAGCACCGACAAGGGCAGCUUCUUGGUGGCCACACGAUAUGGCUGGGUUCUGGAUGCUGAGGUCCUGCUGGACGCCGACGGCCAGCUCCUGCCCCUGAGGGACUUUGUGGCUCCUCAUCUCACCCAGCCCUCUGGGAGCCAGCCGCUGCCCGCUGGGGCCAAGAGGCUGGCCUUCCUGUGCUGGGAGUUUCCCAACUUCAACAGCCGAAGCAAAGACUUGCUGGGGCGCUUUGUGCUGGCCCGGCGCCACCUGCUGGCCGCUGGCUUCCUGCUGGUCGACGUCCCGUACUACGAGUGGCUGGAACUCAAGUCUGAGUGGCAGAAGAGUGCCUACCUCAAGGACAAGAUGCGCAAAGCAGUGGCAGAGGAGCUGGCCAAGUGACCUGUCUCACAGCCAGACCUUGUGCCCAGGGGGCCGGACUGCCCAAGUCUGGGCGGCAAGGGGGUGGCACACUUGAGGACAGAUCUCAGUGCAGGACCAUGGUUGGAAGUGGGGUGAUGGCAGGCUACUCAAUAAAUGUGUCAUCAGCU